This is a messenger RNA of Candidula unifasciata, 312 nucleotides long. NCBI's taxonomy places the organism in Eukaryota, Metazoa, Mollusca, Gastropoda, Stylommatophora, Geomitridae. The record is from the annotation of a GenBank genome assembly.
CCUGUUCCAGAACUUAAACAUCAUCCAGUUCCAGAACUUGAACAUCAUCCAGUUCCAGAACUUAAACAUCAUCCAGUUCCAGAACUUAAACAUCAUCCAGUUCCAGAACUUAAACAUCAUCCAGUUCCAGAACUUAAACAUCAUCCAGUUCCAGAACUUAAACAUCAUCCAGUUCCAGAACUUAAACAUCAUCCAGUUCCAGAACUUGAACAUCAUCCAGUUCCAGAACUUGAACAUCAUCCUGUUCCAGAACUUAAACAUCAUCCUGUUUCAGAACUUGAACAUCAUCCUGUUCCAGAACUUAAACAUUAG